UGCACAAUUGGUGGCUGACUAAAUACUUUUUUGCCCCACUAUAUGAGUUACUAUAUCCUUCCUGGCAAAAAAGCUCAAACCACCUUGAAUCUGUCCAUUUCCCUCUGACCCUCUCUUAUCAACAAGGCGUUUGUUUCCACCCACAGAACUGUCGCUCACUCACUCAGUGUUUUUUGUUUUCUGCACCAUUCUGUGUAAACUCUAGAGACUGUUGUGUGUGAAAACCCCAGGAGAUCAGCAGCUUCUGAAAUACUCAAACCAGUCCAUCUGGAUCAAACCAACACCCAGACCACAGUGAGAGAAAGUCACACUGUGAGAUCACAAUGUUUCCCGUUCUGAUGUUUGAACAUUGUGAACAUUAACUGAAGCUCGUGAUUUGUAUCUGUGGGAUUUGAUGUGGAGGGGUCGGCUGAUUACAGAACUGCAGGUGGUGUAUUAUGGGUGUUCCUAAUAAAGUGGCUGGUGAGCACAUAUCCACCUGUUUACAGUAAACAACACAAAAUGCAAGUAUUAAGGUUUUGAGUUGACUCGCCCUCAUUACUGGGCAUCGUUUAUCUGUUCAAGCGGAAUACGAAUGGAUUUAUGUGUAAAUCUUUAGUACGAGUGUUUACAUGAGAAAUUUGGCACGCAUGUGUAAAAAUAAAUAAAUAAAUAAGUUCGUUUCCUACUCGUGCUCCUGAGCGUAAACUUACACAUAAGAAGACAAACUAAUGUCAACCUCAACUCGAUUGACUUCAGAUCUUUACUUCACUUUUAUAUCGGGACCAUACUGUCAAGUUUAAAUUGCUGAUUUUUUUUUUUUUUUAAUCAUUAUGUUUCCAGCGUUGAGCAGAUGGGAGUCUUUAUCCGGGGAGAUUCAUCCCAGUGCUUUGGAGCCCAAAGAGUACUGUUGGGAAGCUUUUAUAUUAUUGGCCUUAAUUAAAGAAUGUAAGAAUAAAAUGAGUGAGCCGACAUAAACCCCUCAACUGAAACUCGUAAAACUAAUCAUUCAUUUCCGAUAAAAGCAACAGUAGCGUGUACAGAGCGUUGGGGCUGGUUGAGUGAGCUGGGAACAACCAACUCGCUGGUGGAAGAUGUAGCUCCUCUUCUUCUCCUUCUUCCUCUAGACGUGAGUCAGAAUAACUUCCACUUCUGUUUUUCAGACUUGACCCUGAUCAGUCGUUUCAUGCUCCCAGCUGCCUGUACACUUUACCUUUUAUGGAGUUUUGUGCGUGUCACUAAAUGCAAAUGAGCUUAGCUGGUAGCAACAUAACAUUUUAAAACUGUUCAUGUGGAGCAUAUCCUGGCUGAUCAUCUACAUUUAAAGUACAGGAGAUGUUCAUUGUGUGUAUUAGGGAUGCACGAUAUAUCGGCAUUAACAUCGGUAUCGGCCGAUAUUCGGCAUUUUUUAACAUAUCGGCAUCGGUCCGAUGUGUAAAACUGGGCCGAUAUUAAUGACCGAUGUUAUAUUCGUCCACUUGCUAUUUGUGUAGUGUCAGGAGAGGGGGAGGGUGAUUUGACCAUGCUGUAUUUGUUUGGGCAUGUGACGGUGUCAGUGAGGCAAAGCAGCAUGGGAUUGUGGGAUGUCAAACUGAAGAGGAGAAAAAAUAUCGGUAGUGUGGUCGUUCUUCACUGUGUCCAAAGAAGAUAAUCGAAAAGCUAUAUGCAACACUUGCAAAGUCGAGGUAAUGCGAGGAGGAUGCUGCAUCAAGUCAUUCAACACCACUAAUUUGAUUUGCCAUUUGAAAAAACGCCACCCAGAAGUUCACAAACAAUGGCAGGAAGCUAACGCUGCUAAUGUUAGCAAGCACAAAUCGAAAGCAGCAGUUGAGAAGCCAAUACAGCAAGUACUGGAGCAAAGCAAGGAAUUUGCCAAGGACAGUGCAAAAGCCAAGUCAGUAACAAACAAGGUAAUGGAAAUGAUUGCUCUUGACGACCAGCCAUUUUCCAUAGUCGAGGACCGAGGUUUUCGGCGGCUGAUAGAGCAUAUUGAAUCCCACUACAGUCUUCCAAGUCGGCGCUACUUUUCCGACGUUUCCCUCCCGGCAUUGCAUGAAGUCGUGGCCACGCAUAUCCACAACAUGUUGGACAAUGUGACUGACAUUAGUUUCACUACGGAUACAUGGAGUUCGGACGUAAGUCAGAUGAGUAUGUUGAGCCUUACUGCUCAGUGGAUUGAUGACAACUUUGAAAUGAAGAGGGCUGUUUUGCAUGCACAGGAGUUCUCGGGAUCGCAUACGGGGGCUGCCAUCGCUAGCGCAUUUGAUUGCAUGUUUGCUCAGUGGAAAAUUAAAAAAGACAGUGUGCAUGUUGUGCUUCGCGACAAUGCACUGAAUAUGCAGAAGGCAAUGGACGAGUGCGGCGUUAAAAGCCUGGGCUGCAUGGCUCAUACACUCCAGUUAGCAGUGCAUGAUGGAGUGUUAAGCCAGCGAAGCACCUCUGACUGUGUGGCUAUUGGAAGCAAAAUAGUCGGACAUUUUCGCCACUCUCAGUUGGCCACCUCGCGGCUGAGAGACAUACAGCAAGAGUUAGGCAUGAAAACCAAGACGCUACAACAAGAUGUCACUACCAGGUGGAAUAGCACUUUUUAUAUGAUGCAAAGUCUACUGGAUCAGAAGCGUGCACUUGGUGUGUAUGCAGCAGAUCACGAGCUGCCUGUUUGUUUCAGCGCACAUCAGUGGGGCCUCGUUGAAAAUAUGAUUACGCUUCUCGCUCCAUUUAAACAAUUAACGGGGGAGAUCAGCUCACACUUGGCUACUACUGUGGACGUGGUUCACUCUGUUGUGGCACUAAAACGUCUGCUGAGUAAGGCAGCUGACAGACUGUGGAGUCCGCACUGCAAAGAACACUCUACUUGAAGCUGUGAGCGAAAGAUUUGAAAGUGCUUUCUCCGAGCCGCUUUACUCCUUGUCAACGAUCCUUGACCCCAGGUACAAAGACCGUUAUUUUGAUGCGGUCACCAAGCAAGCGGCGGUAAAUAUGCUGCAGAACCAAGUGGACAAAAUGAUGCACAGCGAUAGAGCUACGGAGACACCGGACACAGAAGAAUUGCAAAAGAAGAAGAAAAGAGCGAGCGAGGGUGGAAAGUCGCUGCUUGACAUGCAUGAUGAAAUUCUGGAGGAAAACUCUGUCGUGGAACAGCAGGCUGGCUUGACAAGCCACACAAGUGUGCAGGUGCAUGGCUAUCUGAAUGAGCCGCCCUUCCCCAGAAGUGAGAGCCCACUGCAGUAUUGGAAAAGCAACAUGUCUCGCUUUCCUGUUCUGGCCUUUCAGCUCCAUGUACAAGCGUCGACAGCGAGCGUCUCUUCUCUGCUGCAUCACACAUUGUUGAUGAAAAGAGAAACAGGAUCCACUGCGAGAAAGCAGAAAUGCUUCUUUUUGUCAAAAAAACCCUGCCUUUGCUGAUGAAGUAGGCCUAGAUUACAGGCCACAGUUAUGUCACAGUUCUUGUUCUAAUUUGUUCUGAUUUGUAUUUAACAUUUUAAAAGAUUGGACUUAAAAUCAGUGAAAGUCACUUUCUUUUUAUUCUAUUUUUUUAUUAUUGAUUUAUCAUCCUUAAUGUAUUUUUUUUUUUUAUCUAAACUCUCUCACAGGGUAAAAUAAGUUAAAAUUUACUUUUAGUGUUUUCAAAGCAGAGACUUAAAUACAAGGCAGAACAUGCAUUUCUAACUUUGUUUAGACAAGAAUAAAUGGAGAUUAAAGAUAUCUGAAGGUAUAACUCAGAUUAUGCAUUUCAGGAAGUAGGGAGAACUACAGACUAAGUUUUUUGUUUUGGUUCAGUACUUUUGUCAGUACUAUAAAUACCUAGGACUUACUCUGGAUGUCGACCUUAGCUUUGAAAAACAAAUAAAAGUUGUAUCACGCUGCAGGCAGAGCACUGGGAGCUGUCCUUAAUAAGGUCAAGCUGUAUAGGGACCUUGGUUAUAAAACUUAUACACAGUUGUGUUAAUCUUGUAUCUGUCCAUUUUUAUAUUUUAGUGCUGGGGCUUAAGUUUAUUGUAAUUUGACAAAAAGUGAUGUAGUUCUUUUUCUUGGUAAUACACAAAAUGGCCCCCAAACCUGAAGUAUAUGUGGUGAUAUGGGAGCCAUGUGAAAUGCAGAUUAAUCACAUGGUGAUUUAUCAUCCUUAUUGUAUUUUUUUUUAUCUAAACUUUCUCACAGGGGUUAAGUUAAGCUUUAUGGAGUUAAAACAUGUUUUGGAAAUAAAAGAAGACAUUCAGAAAUUCAGUUUGCAUGAUUUUCAGUCUGUAUAAAAUGUUAUCUCAAAUUAAAAAAAAAAAAACCGUAUCGGUUAAUAUCGGUUAUCGGUCAUAACAGCAAUAUUAAUAUCGGUAUCGGCCAAAAUUUUCGCAUCGGUGCAUCCCUAGUGUGUAUGUUUCCUUCUUGUCCGGGAUGUGUGUGUGUGUGGAGUGCUGGAGCAGCUGUGUGUGUGUGCUGUGGUGUUUGGUGACGUUUUUUUUUUUUUUGGUGAUUGUAAAUGGUUUCC
Neoarius graeffei (lesser salmon catfish) is the source of this 4465-nucleotide messenger RNA. Its product is annotated as zinc finger BED domain-containing protein 4-like. The record is from RefSeq and is a predicted model, not a curated record. The transcript is spliced from 2 exons. The coding region runs from base 1668 to 2837 and encodes 389 amino acids. NCBI's taxonomy places the organism in Eukaryota, Metazoa, Chordata, Actinopteri, Siluriformes, Ariidae.